Molecule: messenger RNA, 2553 nt
Organism: Trichoplax adhaerens
Lineage: Eukaryota; Metazoa; Placozoa; Uniplacotomia; Trichoplacea; Trichoplacidae
Exons: 22
Coding region: 1-2553 (850 amino acids)
Biological process (GO): vesicle transport along actin filament; actin filament organization
Cellular component (GO): cytoplasm; myosin complex; actin cytoskeleton
Molecular function (GO): actin filament binding; ATP binding; microfilament motor activity
Source: RefSeq, a predicted model, not a curated record
AUGGACGACGCUGAAGGAUUUUUGCGGCAAAAAUCGCAAGCCGUCACCGAGAGUAUCGAUUCCAAGAAAUGGGUUUGGAUCGAAGAUAAGGCUGAAGGAUAUCUCUCUGCUAAAAUUCUAGAAGUCAAUGGCGAAACUUUAUCGGUUGAAGUCAAUACUGGACAGCGAUUAACGGUUAAGCGUGAUUUAACCCAACAAAUGAAUCCAACAAAAUAUGACAAAGCUGAAGAUAUGGCAGCCCUGACCUAUUUAAAUGAAGCUGGUGUCUUGAAUAAUUUGAAACAGCGUUAUUUCAGUGGAAUGAUCUAUACAUAUUCAGGUCUCUUUUGUGUAGCUGUCAAUCCUUACCGACGUCUUCCAAUAUACACCGAUAAAGUAGUGGAAAUGUACAAGGGCAAAAGAAGAGCUGAAAUGCCACCUCACAUUUUCUCCAUUACCGACAACGCGUACAAUGAAAUGUUACAAGAGCGAGAAAAUCAAUCCAUCCUAAUCACCGGUGAAUCAGGUGCUGGUAAAACAGAAAAUACCAAGAAAGUUAUACAGUAUGUGGCGACUGUAGCCGGAACUGGAGAAACUAAAUCUGAAAAGAAGCAGAACUUGGAAGAUCAAAUUGUUCAAGCUAAUCCCCUUAUGGAAGCUUUCGGUAACGCAAAGACAAUCCGAAAUAACAAUUCUUCACGAUUUGGUAAAUUUAUUCGAGUACAUUUUGGCCUACAUGGUAAAAUUGCUGGAGCGGAUGUUGAAUCAUAUCUACUGGAGAAAUCUCGUGUUGUUUCACAAACUUCAGAAGAGCGAAAUUACCAUGUCUUCUACCAAAUUUUAACUGCAGCAGAUGACCAGAUGAAAGAAAAAUAUUUAGUAACGGGUAAACCUGAAGAUUACAAGUUCUUAAGCGAAGGCGUAGCGCGAAUUGAUGCAGUUGACGAUGAAGAAGAAUGGCAUGCGACAUGUGAUUCUAUGAAAACUCUACGCUUUACAGAUGAAGAGAGGGGCUUCCUUAUUAAAGUCGUUAUGGCUAUUCUGCAUUUUGGCAAUGUUAAAUUCAAGCAACGCCCAAGGGAAGAACAGGCUGAAUGUCCUGAUACCGCAGAUGCUGAAAAGGUGGCAUUCUUGCUUGGAAUUCAAGUUGCUGAUCUUGUGAGAUCUUUGCUGAGGCCAAGAAUUCGUGUGGGCCAUGAAUACGUACAACAGGGAAGAAAUUAUGAACAGGUUGUUUCUUCCGUAGCCGCAUUAUCUAAAUCUCUAUAUGACCGUAUGUUCAAGUGGUUAAUUGCUCGCAUCAAUAAAACUUUAGAAACAAAAUUCAGCAAGAAUUAUUUUAUUGGAGUACUCGAUAUUGCUGGUUUUGAGAUUUUCCAGGUAAAUUUGUUCGAGCAAUUGAGUAUCAACUACACUAACGAGAAGUUGCAGCAAUUUUUCAAUCACCAUAUGUUUAUCCUGGAACAAGAAGAGUAUAAAAAGGAAAAUAUUGAUUGGGAAUUUAUCGAUUUCGGUCAUGAUCUACAGCCCUGUAUUGAUCUAAUUGAAAAAAAAUUAGGUAUUUUAUCAAUUUUGGACGAAGAAAGUAUCUAUCCUAAAGCCUCUGAUAAGACAUUUAUUGAAAAAUUGAAGAAAAAUCACGACGGAAAAUCGCCUAAAUUUAAACUUCCAAAAAUGUCUUCUAAAAACAAGGCACACUUUGAAAUCGAGCAUUAUGCUGGAACAGUCGGAUACACUGUGAUGGGAUGGUUAGAAAAGAAUAAAGAUCCUUUAAACGACAGCGUUGUUGAUUUAUUAAGAAAAUCAACAGAUCCAAUCAUUGCUAGUUUAUUUGCAGACCAUCAGCCUGAAGGCAGUCGAAAGAAGGGUAGUCAGUUUUUGACAGUCAGCCAGCUCCACAAGGAACAACUGGAAAAAUUGAUGGUCAAUUUACGAAAUACCACGCCACAUUUCGUACGUUGCAUUAUACCAAAUGAGAAGAAAAAGCCAGGAAUCAUUGAAGCAAAUCUCGUUCUACAUCAAUUACGUUGUAAUGGUGUACUAGAGGGCAUAAGAAUUUGUCGUAAAGGUUUUCCAAAUAGAAUUAUAUUUUCCGAAUUUAAACAGCGCUAUGCAAUUCUGGCACCAGGUGCUAUUCCUUCCGGAAUGUUUAUGGAUGGCCGAAAGGCAGCUGCUAAACUUGUUGAUGCCCUUCAAUUAGAGCCCAAUGAAUUUAGAAUGGGAACAACUAAGGUAUUCUUCCGUGCUGGUGUUAUUGGAAGACUUGAGGAAUCUCGUGAUGAAAAAUUAUACGCUAUCCUUUCCAAAUUUCAAGCGCGCAUGAGAGGUUUUCUGAUGAGAAAAACCUUCCAAAAAAUGCAGGAGCAAAGAUCUGGGUUGCAAAUCAUUCAACGUAACGUUCGCAAAUAUAUUGUACUGCGUAAUUGGCAAUGGUGGAGAUUAUUUACCAAGGUUAAACCAUUACUUAAUGUUGCACGAUCAGAUGAAGAACUAAAACACAUGCAGGAAGAGGUAAAUGCAGGACCGAACUAUAGUGAAGGAAACCUGACUUCGUCAAUCUUAAUUAAUCUUUAG